Messenger RNA from Adineta ricciae, 2667 nucleotides. Lineage: Eukaryota; Metazoa; Rotifera; Eurotatoria; Adinetida; Adinetidae. The record is from the annotation of a GenBank genome assembly.
AUGGAGCACGAUCAUCAUAAACGUGAGGAUGCUCCACCGACGGAACAUGUCUACUCAAUAUCCCAAUUGGCUAUGGGCUUCGGAAAACGGCCAACAAAUGACACAUUGGCUGCCGCAACAGCUGGCAUGGUUCAUAGUGAUUCAUUUCGCUCAUUUCAAGAUAUAUUUUCCACAGAGAAUUCCGAACAAGCAAAAGAUUUAAUUAUGAGUGGUGUACGACACGAGCUCUAUAAUAGUCAUAGUCGAGCAACAAGUGAAAGUGGUUCUGAUGAAUUCGUAGUUACUAAAAUCGAUCCUGUUGAUUUUACAGCCAAACCUACCGUUGUGCGUGUGGAUAAAGAUGCACGAAAAACGACGAUGUUAUUAGCUGGACCGAAAUUUCGUUUUCAUACAGUGCUACCUGAAUUUAAUAUCAAACGAGAUACGAUUUAUCCAGUUUCGUGUGCAGUGGGAUUUUUCACAAUACUUAUUACAUUAUGGAAACCAAUUUCAUCAUUUUUUAGUGGAUUUUUUGUUGGAUUUAUGUUUAUCGCCGCUCUUGCUUAUAUGAUAACACAAAUCUAUGCUACUGCCAAAGCAGAUGAAACAGUUGUACACGAAUGGAUCGAUUUUCCAGAAUUGAAUAAAUUCCAUCAAGUUAAAACGCCACAUGAAGCGAAACAUACAACUUUACACACAUGUGGAGAAAUCUUGUUUGGUAAAUAUGAUGCUGAUCGUGAUGAUGAUUAUGUUCGUUAUCCAGUUGUCAUACGUUUGGAUAACUAUCAUCUCACUAUUCAAUUACCAACUCAAGCAAUUGAAGAAGAACAUAAAGAUAAAGAAAUUCGAUUUGUUGGCCAUCGAGAAUAUUAUCUCAAAGAAGCUAAGAUCAUGCUUGUACCUGAAGCUACAAUGACGCGUAUUAAAUAUUGGGUCAAUGAGUAUCCUAUAAUCAUUCAAGAUCUCCAAUUACUUGGCAAGGAAGUCUACAGCCAAGAAAAUUUUGGAAAAUCAAAAUUUGACACAGUGGACUUUUUUGACAAUACACAAACAGCUAUAAGUCUGUUUCUAGAAACUGGUCCUGCCAAAGAAGAUUGGUUUCAUAAAUUAUCGCUUGUCUUACGACAGGGCAAAGAAGAAAUUGAACGAGCUAAUCUAGCGCGAAUGGGUGCACCAUCAGCACCUACCGUUGUCUCGAACAUAACAUCUCCAUCAAUCAAUAUGAUAGCACAAAGUGUUCCUGAUACGCAGAUUCCAACAUUGGGCACACGAGCAGAAGACAUGCAAACGAACUCAGUUAAUCUUGACGACCGUGUGCAGAUGAAGGCAGCCGAAACAGUCGGUCCACCUUACGCAGAUACGUCAGCAACAGAUAAAGGUGAAACUGAAGUACUCCGUAGUCAAAUUAAUGAGACUGAUAUUCGCAAUGAUAUGGUUCAAGCACGCUUAGCUGCACAAGAACUACGUAUGGAAUCACUGGAAAAGGACAAAGAAAAAGACAAAGACAAAGACAAAGAUAAGAAAGCAACUGACAAAGAUGCUGAUGUUACGGGUUCACAUCAAACAGCAUCAAUGAAAAAGAAAUUUCGAAAACAGGAAGAAAAUCUCGAGCGUUUACUUGAUGCACCAGAUUGCCUCGAUGAAGCAGCAAUAACGCUAAAUUUCGUUGCCCGUCGAUUACUUUGCGAUGUUUUCGAGGAACCUUUAUUCAAAGAUUUAAUGAAAGAAAAAAUCGAAUUAAAACUGAAAGAAAUUGCCGUUACAGUAUUAGACGAUCUACAUGUUGAAACCAUCGAUUUAGGAAACACUUUUCCUGUUAUAUUAAAAGUUGAGCCUAUGCAAUUCAAUGCGAAAGGAAUUUGGUUCAAUCUAUUUCUUUUCUACCGAGGAAGUUUCAAAAUCACCAUCAAAACUCGUCUUGUUCUUCAACGACUUCUCAAUUACAAUCCUGUUUAUGAUCAACCCAUGUACGCCCAACAUCAUUCAGCACAAAAUGUUCCUAGCGAGGAUAAGAUUGACGAUGAUGAUCUUUUCGAACGACAAAAGUUAUUAGCCAAAGAGCCAGACGUGCCUGAAAAUGCUGCAUCACGUAAAUUAGGUACAUUGUUACAAAAAGUUGCUGCUAACAAACAUUUUCAACGAUUUGCCGCUUUGAAACCAGUUGCGGGCGUGAUUGAAAAGUUGUCCAAUGCUGAAGUUGGUGCAAAGGUUGAACUCACUAGCUUUAGUGGCAUGAUGACGAUCAACAUUCCACCCCCACCAAGUGAUCGUAUAUGGAUCGGCUUCCCUGAAAUGCCAGAUCUUAAUCUUAAAGUGACACCUGUUUUCGGUGAAAGUAAAUAUUCUUACACUUUAAUUCAUGAUUUUCUCGAAGCACGUAUCCGUGAUGAACUCAAACGUAUGGUUGUACUUCCAUCAAUGGAUGAUCAAUUGUUACCACUAUUUCGUGAUUGGGUUAUUGAUGUUAUCGGUGAAAUUGCUGCGAAACCAGGAAAUCCAUUGGUUGAUAGUUACAAAAGUCAAACAUCAUUCCGAGAUAAAUUUACGGAGUACAAGGAUAUCAAAGAGCUCAAUCGUGCAGGAUCAUCAUCACCACCUGAAAAAUUGAAGUCUCAACAGCAAUCAUCGGCACAAUCGAAUUCCACUAAUGCUAUUGAAGAGCUUGGCGAAGAAAUGACUGUACUAUAA